CAUCUAUGGUUGACUGCUUUCAUUUGACUGUCUUUCUUUGAUGGCUGUCCUCGCCGACACCAUUGCACUGCCUACGUUACGGUCUGCAAGGUGGACAGUAGGCAAUCAGACGGUGAAUCAUGUCCUGCUAGAGUGCCCAUUGCACCAAGACGAGCGUGACUGGAUGCGAAACGUCCUAUCCGACCAGGGGAUCGCUCUCCGUCGAGGGUCGGGUAUUUCCACGCUUCCUUGGAGGCGGAAGCGGGGAAUCCCUGGUCCCGAUGCGGGACAUACGACGGACAGAUCGGAACUGUCUGUCUCCUAGCUAAACUACUCUGUAC
Molecule: messenger RNA, 320 nt
Organism: Aspergillus glaucus CBS 516.65
Lineage: Eukaryota; Fungi; Ascomycota; Eurotiomycetes; Eurotiales; Aspergillaceae
Exons: 1
Coding region: 41-304 (87 amino acids)
Source: RefSeq, a predicted model, not a curated record